UAUCUCAAUCUCUCUCUUAAUCAUCCUCAAUCUCCAUCCAUUUUUUAUCUUCAAUUUCUCUCUCUUUCUCUUUGCUUUUUAUUCUGCGUAAAAGUUGCAGAGUGCAGCUGUUGCUGUUAAUGAUUACGCCCUUCUGUUAUUUCCUUCUUUAAUUUUCCCAGAGACAAGCUUUUUACUUUAUAAGGGAUGCACUAACUCGUAGGAAUACUCUUCCUGCCUUCCAAUCUUUCCAGUUGUCUUCGCUUUCUCCUUUGCUUUUCCUUUUAGAGAUAAAAAUGAAAUCUUGAAUCGUAUUUAACAUCACCCCAUACUUACUGUUUUGUUUAACUUCUCUUUAUCGUUUCAAUUAUUAGUCCCCCUCCCAUUUUCUCUUUGUUUUUUCAACAUACACAGACAGCAUCGCAGCUGCGUGGAGGUCGAGGGAGGAGAUUUGGGUUUGGGCUAUACAAUUCAACUGAAUUCUGUAUACUGCCAUUGAUGAGGGGGAGGAGAAGAAGAUCUUGAUGCACCAUUGAUAACACACAAAGAAGAAGAAUAUUUUUCCUGAUUUUGCCAACUGGCUUCAUCGACGAUACGAUUAAAUUAAAGGGAGAUGCAGCAAGAAGGUGGUAGUGGAGGAGGAGGAAAGCAGCAAGUUCAAUACGGGGAGAUGAGUGGUGCUCCAACGAUUGGUGCAGUAAGCGAGGCGUCGGAGCAGUUAGUGGAAGCGGCAUCACCUAUAAGUAGUAGACCGCCAGCUGGUGGUGGGAAUUUAGAUGAGUUCAUGAGGCUAGCAAGUGUUGGCGGCGGAGAUGAGUUGGGGUUAGGCGAUCGUGGAGGAGGAGGAAGUGGUGCUGCAAGUGGUAACCGGUGGCCAGGUCAAGAGACUCUGGCUCUUCUCAAGAUUAGAUCAGAUAUGGAUGCUACUUUCCGUGAUGCCUCUGUCAAGGGCCCCCUUUGGGAAGAUGUUUCAAGGAAGCUGGCGGAGCUGGGUUACAAAAGGAGUGCCAAAAAGUGUAGGGAAAAGUUCGAGAACGUCCACAAGUACUACAAGCGAACAAAAGAAGCUCGAGCUGGACGUCAAGAUGGUAAGAGUUAUAAGUUUUUCAGCCAGCUAGAGGCUCUUCAUACAACUUCCGCCACUGCUCCUCCCAACGUCUCGAUACCCGUCACACCUGCCACCGCCGCUGCCGCUAGCUUGGACGUGGCUCCUGUUUCAGUUGGGAUCCCCAUGCCUAUUUAUUCUGCCAGAAUUCCACCCACAACGGCUACACCAAUGUCUUCUUCUUUUCUAUCCAUUCCUGGAUCCGCUUCUGCGCCAGUUCCGAUGCAAGUGUCAGCUCCAGUCCCGGCGCCAGCACCUCCUAUUGUCACCACCACCACAGCCGUUCCAUUUGGUAUUAGCUUCUCUUCUAAUAGCUCUACUUUUUCUCAAGGCUUUGACGAUGAUGAUGACGAAGAAGAUGAAGCUGGAGUUGGAGGAGAACCGUCGAGCAUGGCUGGCACUAGCCGUAAACGCAAAAGAUCGUCUUCUCGAGGCGGCGGUAGUACGACGAGGAGGAAGAUGGAAUUCUUCGAGGAUCUGAUGAAACAAGUCAUGCAGAAACAAGAAGCCAUGCAGCAAAGGUUUUUGGAAGCCAUAGAGAAGAGAGAGCAAGAUAGGACGGUGAGAGAAGAAGCUUGGAAAAGACAAGAGAUGGCAAGGUUAGCUCGCGAACAUGAACUCAUGGCUCAAGAACGUGCCAUUGCUGCUUCAAGGGAUGCUGCCAUUAUUUCCUUUCUUCAGAAGAUUACUAAUCAGACCAUACAGUUACCAACAACAACUGUUACUAUACCCGCUGCUCCACCCCCGCCUCCACCAACACAACCAGAGGCCCUUAUUCCUACAGUAGCUACACCGUCGCAUCAGCCACCGUCGUUACCGCAGCAGCAGCCACAACAACAACAGCUGUCACAUGCAUUGCACAUUCAACACCAGCAGCAGCAGCAACAACAACAACCACCGCCACAUGCAUUGCACAUUCAACACCAGCAGCAGCAGGCACAAGUUGUUCAACAUCAGCAUCAACAACAGGCGAUUUCUUCUGAGGUAGUAAUGGCUAUCCCGGAGCAGCAGGUGCCACCCCAGGAGAUUGGUGCGAGCGGGAGCAUGGAACCUGCGUCGUCUAGAUGGCCUAAAGCUGAAGUUCUUGCACUUAUAAACCUUAGGAGCGGGCUUGAAGCCAGGUACCAGGAGGCUGGGCCAAAAGGCCCCUUUUGGGAAGAAAUCUCCGCUGGUAUGUCCAGGAUGGGGUACAAGAGAAGCGCCAAACGAUGCAAGGAAAAAUGGGAGAACAUCAACAAGUACUUCAAAAGGGUCAAAGAAAGUAACAAAAAACGUCCCGAGGAUGCCAAAACAUGUCCCUAUUUUCACCAGCUCGAUGCCCUUUACCGUAAGAAAAUACUUGGAGGUGGGACUAGCAGUGGCAGCUUUAGUGACCACAACAGAGCUGAAGAAGAAACGUCGCGGCAGAAUCAAGACACUAAAGACCCCCCACCAAGCACGGCAGCCCAACCACAAUUCGAAAACGAAACUAGACCUACUGCUGAUGCUAAUCCCCAUGGAGAAGGAAACAGUGAAGGUGCAAAGAAGCCAGUAGACAUUGUGAGGGAGCUGAUGGAGGAGCAAGGGGAGGGGUUGCAGUUGCAGCAACAACGACAACACCAUCAAGGACAAUCCUUGUUGGUGGAUGGAUAUGACAAGAUUCAUGAAGCUGAUAGCGAUAACAUGGAUGACGAGGUAGAUGAAGCUGAUAGCGAUAACAUGGAUGACGAGGUAGAUGAAGAUGACGAAGACGAAGAUGAGGAAUCGGAAGAAGAGCGAAAGAUGGGUUAUAAGAUAGAAUUUCAGAGACAGAAUUCAAGCGCUCCUAAUGGAGGAGGGAAUGGGGCAGGCGCACCCUCCUUUUUUACCAUGGUCCAAUAACAAUGGCAGCUCCCUACACCAUUCAUCACAAGAGAAAAAUGUACCAUGUGUCCACAGUUAUUUCAUUCUCCCACUUACCCUUCCUUUCAAAUUCAAAUUACCUUCAAUAAAUCGCCAUCUUCAUUGUUUUCUUCGAAGUAGCUGACAUCGGCAGACGCAGUUGCAAUUGUAUUUCAUGGUCCAUUUAUUGAUUUAUUGGUGAAUAAGAAUCCCGUUUCGAAGGAAUCCGGGAUGAGAGAUUGUAUCGAGAUUCGAGAAAGAAGAAAUAAGCUUUGGGUAAAUUUCCAGCAGCAGCAGCAUCACCACCCCCAAACUAAGCAUAAAGAGAUUACAGAAGCGUGCAUGGAUGCAGUGCAGACAGAUCUCUCCUACUUUGUCUGGUUUAAGUUAAGAAAUUCAUGUAAGAAUCAUAUUUAUUCCAGGGUUUAACUCUUAAAAAAUUCUUCCUUUUCCUUGCAA
This is a messenger RNA of Hibiscus syriacus, 3403 nucleotides long. Its product is annotated as trihelix transcription factor GTL1-like. The record is from RefSeq and is a predicted model, not a curated record. NCBI's taxonomy places the organism in Eukaryota, Viridiplantae, Streptophyta, Magnoliopsida, Malvales, Malvaceae. The coding region runs from base 593 to 2944 and encodes 783 amino acids. The transcript has 3 exons.